AUGCUGUGCAGCGCCAGCACGGGAGCCCCAGCGCGGGCAAGCCCUAGCGGCUGGGCGCCGGCGGCCUCCCCAGCGCCGUUGCGGGACUCUCGGCCGGCGGCGCUACCCUCUGUGGUCUCCAACUCGCCGCCAACGGACAUCUCGGCCUUCCUCUUCAGCCUUCGACAUCAUAGAGAGUGGAAGCAUCUGGGUGCCGACGACCACCGAUUUAGCCCAUUGAGUAGUAGUUCCAGGCCAUCAUCUACCUACAUUGAGGAGUUCCACAUGGUCAUGGCCAUGCCAACAAUUAUUGAUUGA
Molecule: messenger RNA, 297 nt
Organism: Miscanthus lutarioriparius
Lineage: Eukaryota; Viridiplantae; Streptophyta; Magnoliopsida; Poales; Poaceae
Source: the annotation of a GenBank genome assembly